CAACUUCAGCUUCUGACUUUCUGGUGCAUCAUGGCAAGUUCAAUUCAUCUCAAGGCGCAUCAAAUCUCUCUUCUUCUUCUCUCGCUUUCAGUCCUUGCCGCCUCCGAUGAAUUGGAGGCGACCGCAAGCCCGGCCGGCCUGAGGCCGGAGGCAGCGGACGCCGCCGCCUUCUUCGUCUUCGGAGACUCCACCGUCGACCCCGGCAACAACAACUACAUCAAAACCAUCCCCGAGAACCGCGCCGACUACGAGCCCUACGGCCAGGACGGCUCCUCCGGCAGGCCGACCGGCCGGUUCUCCAAUGGCCGCGUGAUCGUGGACUUCAUAGCGGAGCACGCGAAUCUGCCGGCGAUCCCUCCGUUCAUGCAGCCUUCGGCGGAUUACAGCCGCGGCGUCAACUUCGCUUCCGGCGGAGGCGGAGUCCUUCAGGAGACCAACCAAGGACAGGCAAUUGAUCUUCCAACGCAACUGAAGAAUUUUGAUCAAGUGAGGGGGAAACUGAUUGAGACAUUAGGAGAGGCGAGAGCGCAAGCAGUCGUGUCGGAAGCGGUUUAUUUCAUAAGCAUCGGAAGCAACGACUACAUGGGUGGCUACUUGGGGAACCCUGCGAUGAGGCAGCUUCACCCGUCCGAUUUGUUCAUCGGCAUGGUCAUCGGCAACUUGACAAAUGUGAUCCAGGAGCUAUAUCAAAGGGGAGGGAGGAAGUUUGGGUUCCUGAGCUUGGGUCCACUGGGUUGCUUGCCGGCACUUCGAGCGGCGAACCCUAACAGUAACGCCGGCGACGGUGGCUGCUUCGAGGAUGCUUCGGCUCUUGCUCAAGGACACAACACUGCUGUAAACGGCAUCCUCCUGAGCCUCCAGCACAUUUUCAAAGGUUUCAAGUACGCCAACUCCAACUUCUACGAGUGGCUUGCCGAUCGGAUGAGCAACCCCUCGAAUUACGGAUUCAAGGAUGGUGUGAAUGCAUGCUGCGGUUCCGGACCAUACGGCGGCGUCUUCACGUGCGGGGGCAAACAGGAGGCCGAGUACAAGCUGUGCGAGAACCCAGAGGAUCACGUGUGGUGGGACUCGUUCCACCCGACCGAGAAGAUCCACAAGCAGUUCGCCAAGGCGCUGUGGGACGGACUGGUGUCGGUCGUGGGGCCUUACAACCUCCGGGACCUCUUCUUCGACAAGGACAAGGCCACCAUCGCCGACCUCGUCGACGGAACCGUAGAGCAAGACUUCAUGUACUGAAAAGUUUCAAAAUUUCAGAGUCCUUAAAUACACUUUCAUGGUUUGUCUUUCUUGAUAAAUUAUACAAGAGAAUUUGAAAG
Messenger RNA from Syzygium oleosum, 1316 nucleotides. RefSeq names its product GDSL esterase/lipase 5-like. The record is from RefSeq and is a predicted model, not a curated record. Lineage: Eukaryota; Viridiplantae; Streptophyta; Magnoliopsida; Myrtales; Myrtaceae. Gene Ontology annotation, molecular function: hydrolase activity, acting on ester bonds. The transcript is spliced from 5 exons. Bases 31 to 1236 code for a protein of 401 amino acids.